Messenger RNA from Andrographis paniculata, 2542 nucleotides. RefSeq names its product pentatricopeptide repeat-containing protein At5g13270, chloroplastic. Lineage: Eukaryota; Viridiplantae; Streptophyta; Magnoliopsida; Lamiales; Acanthaceae. Gene Ontology annotation, biological process: RNA modification. The record is from RefSeq and is a predicted model, not a curated record. The transcript has a single exon. Gene Ontology annotation, molecular function: zinc ion binding; protein binding; RNA binding. The coding region runs from base 95 to 2347 and encodes 750 amino acids.
UCCAAACGCCUCCUUACCAACAUUCCCAGAUGUCGUGCAUCACACGCGCCGUAUCUUUACUCUACUCUCUGAUUAGACCUUAGAGAAGUCAUCAAUGGCGACUCUCAACUUACUCAAUUCAAGCCUUUCCCAAUCACGGCUGCUCCAAUCCGACAAACAAUCAAAUCUAAAAACUGCAAAUUACCGCCAGAUUCCUUCAUGGAUAUCCCUCAAACCAACCAGCUCCGCAGUCAAAAUCGCCGAUACUCACCGCGGCGAUGUCGAGAACGUCCAUUUAAUCUCCCUCUGCAAGCAGGACAAACUCAAGGAAGCUCACGAAUUCCUUCUUGAAAUGGAACGUUGCAACGUCUCCGUCGCUCCACAAUCUUACAAGCACUUGCUCGAAGCGUGCUCGAAGCUGAAAUCUCCGACCACCGGGAGGCAAAUCCACCGCCGAUUAGGGCAGAAUCCGCCUGUCUUCAUUCUGAAUUGGGUGCUCCAAAUGUACUGUAACUGCGGCUGUAUAUCGGACGCUCGGAAAGUGUUCGACGAAAUGCCUAAAAGAACAUUAGCUUCAUGGAUCACUAUCAUAUCUGCAUACGCAAAUUCAGGGCAAUCACAGAAAGCAUUAGAGCUGUAUCUAAGCAUUCAAACGUCGGAUUCGAAGCCAAAUCCUUCGAUCUACAUCACACUUCUGAAGAAUCUUUCAAACAUGGAGUUGGGGAAGCAAAUGCACUGUCAAGUGAUCAAGGCAGGUUAUGCUGAAAAUGUAGCCAUGGAAACCACUCUAUGCAACAUGUAUGUUAAUUGUGGGGAUUUGGACAAUGCCGAGGCUAUAUUCGAUCGAAUUAACGGCAAGAACACCGUCUCUUGGACAUCGAUGAUCGUCGGAUUUACUCAAUCGGGAAGGAUCCCCGACGCCCUGAGAUGUUUCCGGAGAAUGGUGGAUGAGGGCGUCGAUUUGGACGAGUUCGUUUUUUCGAUAACCUUGAAAGCUUGUGCUUCAAUGGAGGAUUGGAGGACAGGGGAGCAGGUUCAUGGUUUAAUCGUCAAGCUCGGAAUGGAAACGGACGUGUCCGUCGGUACGCCUCUCGUUGAUUUCUACGUUAAGCGUCGGAACAUCGAAUCAGCCGCGCGGACAUUUGCGUGCAUCGAAAAUCCGAACGACGUGUCUUGGAGCGCAAUGCUUUGCGGCUAUUCUGAAAAUGGAGACUUCGAAAAAUGCAUCGACGUUUUCAAGUCUUUGAGAAGAGAAGGCGACGCCGCGUUGAACGAAUUCAUUUACACGACCGUUUUCCAAGCCUGCUCUUCGCUCGCCGAUUUCGCCUCCGGUUCGCAAGUGCACGCCGACGCCGUCAAGCGAUGCUUAAUCUCCCGAAUGUACGGUGAAAGUGCGAUGAUCACGAUGUACGCAAAAUGCGGACGGUUGGAUUACGCCUACCGCGUUUUCGAAUCCAUCGACGAGCCUGACACCGUCGCGUGGACAGCCAUGCUUGCGGGAUACGCGUACCACGGCUACGCGUCCGAAGCCGUGACGCUUUUCGACAAAAUGCGGACGUCCGGCGCGAGAAUAAAUCCCGUUACGUUCGUCGCCGUGAUCACGGUUUGUAGCCACGCGGGUCUCGUCGAAGAAGCAAAUGGAUACUUACAAUCGAUGCGGAGCAAGCAUGGCUUCGAGCCGAAUCUCGACCACUACAACUGCGUAAUCGACGCGUACGCUCGAGCGGGGCGGCUUACGGAGGCGGCGAAUAUGAUAACGGCAAUGCCGUUCGAACCAGACGCGAUGAGCUGGAAAAGCCUACUCGGGGGCUGCUCGAUCCACCGGAAUUACCAGCUCGGGAAAACCGCGGCGGAAAAGCUGAUCCAGCUCGAUCCGAACGAUACAGCGUCGUACAUCCUGCUGUUCAACUUGUACGCCGCGUCGGGGAGAUGGGACGAGGCGGCGAACGUCAGGAAGGCGAUGGCGGGACGGGGAUUGAAGAAAGAGAUCGGCUGCAGUUGGAUUACCGUUAAGGGAUGCGUACACCGAUUCAUCGUCGGCGAUCGACACCAUCCCCGGACGGAUGAGAUUUACGGGAAACUCGAGGAUUUGAGAUUCGGCGGCGACGGAAGCGACGACGGAGGGGAGAUUGCGGUCGAGAGGGCGCAACAGGCGCUCGUACACAGCGAGCGGCUGGCGAUCGUUUUUGGAUUGAUCUCGACAGAGGAUUCGCCGGUGGUGGUGUUUAAGAACCUCCGGGCGUGUAGGGGCUGCCAUGAGUUCGGGAAGUAUGUGUCGGCGGUCACCGGCCGGAGGAUUGUCGUCCGAGAUUCUAGUAGGUUCCAUCACUUCAGCUCCGGCCAGUGUUCUUGCGGCGAUUACUGGUGAUCCAGUCUAGGGGUGUUGAACUACUUCUGAGUAUAUGUUGUUCAAGUUCCACUCAAAUAUGGUAUUAGUAUGUAUACGAAUUGGUUGGUCUAAAAUUCGAGUUAAAAUAGUAGCUUGAACUAAGUUUGAAAUCGAGCUCCUUUGGUUUAAAUUUUGUACAUAUUAUAUAUUUGUUGAUAUAAAACUUAAAUAAAU